This is a messenger RNA of Halichondria panicea, 2470 nucleotides long. RefSeq names its product cytoplasmic polyadenylation element-binding protein 1-like. The coding region runs from base 169 to 1767 and encodes 532 amino acids. Gene Ontology annotation, molecular function: mRNA 3'-UTR binding; ribosome binding; mRNA regulatory element binding translation repressor activity. Gene Ontology annotation, biological process: negative regulation of cytoplasmic translation. Lineage: Eukaryota; Metazoa; Porifera; Demospongiae; Suberitida; Halichondriidae. The record is from RefSeq and is a predicted model, not a curated record. The transcript is spliced from 12 exons. Gene Ontology annotation, cellular component: cytoplasm; nucleus; synapse.
CGCGACUACAAGAGAUGUCCAGAAGCAACGUGGCUCACAAAAUCCUUUUUAUCAUUUCUGACAAGGCUUUUUUAGCAGCUUUUUAACCCACUAACCGACGGUACAGCCGAGGAACCAAUACCUACAGUGGACUAAAGAUUUGCUACGACCUUCAACACUCGCUACAAGAUGCCUGAAAUCUGCACUUCGCCUGUUAGUUCUCCAGAAGGCAGUGAGGGAGAAGCUCCUGUUAUAUUCAACAAGAGAGCAGGUCCAAUACAGCGAACAAGCUCAGAGCCUGCCAACAAGAGUCAAGUGCCGAUGACACAGAGUCCCUGGACUUACAGUGCUACGAUGGACCUCCCUCUCACGCGGUCAUUCAAUAGCAGCUCUUCAGAGAGCUCGCUGGACUCAGGGUUCGAGUCUCUUGGCAACAAGCCACACCCACUCAGCCCUGGGGUCGUCAUGGUGAACCCUGCUAAUAACGGACCUGAACCAUCUCUCUCUGAUAUGCUGAGCCGAGUGUCACUGACAGCCCACCCACUCAGAGAGCCCUACAUUCCUCAGUAUCCUGACCACGCCUACUACCAUGCCCCCUCUCGUGACGGCGACGCCCUCCUACACACGAUGGGCACAUCCGACGGAGAGUCAGACCACUUCUCACUGUCAAGCUCACCUGAGAUGAUUGAUAGCAGCCCAGUGGAGGCAGGCUGUGAGGGACGUUUCACCUGGCUGACUGGUCACCCACCACAUCCACAGCUGAGGAGACCAGCUCCACUCUUCACUGGUGGUGGUCCACCGGGAAUGUUUGAUGUGCCUGCUCCUUUAUACGAGGGUAUGCCAGUUGACAGGAUCUACCUCCCACCACCCUCACACUUCACGCCACCGCCCACUCCACCCACACACUAUCCCAACGGACACAUGGGCUCAGUCGGCUGUCGUACAGUGUAUUCCGGCCCAUCGGCAGGUGCACUGACAGAGCUGGUGUGCACAUGGAGUGGUGAGCUGCCUCCAAGGAGACACAAGAACCCCACCUUCUCUUGUAGAGUGUUCCUCGGUGGAGUGCCCUGGGACAUCACUGAGGUUGGUCUGCAGCAGGCGUUCCAAAUCUAUGGUCCACUGAACAUUGACUGGCCAGGCAAAGAGAAUAAACACAGCCGCCAUCCACCCAAAGGUUAUGUUUAUCUGACCUUUGAGUGUGAGAAGUCAGUGAAGGGACUGCUGAUGAAUUGUGCCCAUGACCCCAUGGAUGCCUCGCAGUACUACUACAAGGUGUCCUCGAGGCGUAUGAAGAAUAAGGAGGUUCAGAUCAUUCCCUGGGCUCUGUCUGACAGUAACUCCAUUCGCUGUCCCUCACCUCGACUAGACCCCAGCAGAACUGUCUUUGUGGGGGGUCUACACGGCCUCAUCAAUGCUGAUAUCCUUGCUCACAUUAUGAACGACCUGUUUGGGGGUGUGGUCUACGCUGGCAUCGACACUGACAGAUACAAGUAUCCGAUUGGCUCCGGACGUGUUACUUAUGGCAACCAGAAGAGCUUCAUGAAAGCUGUGAGAGCUGGCUUCGUGGAAAUCAAAACUACAAAGUUCUCUAAGAAGGUCCAGAUCGACCCCUACCUCGAGGACUCUCUCUGUACGAUGUGCUCGCGUGUGGUUGGUCCGUAUUUCUGUCGAGACUUCCACUGUUUCAAAUACUUCUGUCGCUCGUGUUGGCAAUGGCAACACUCCAUUGAGGGCUACCAAAACCACCGCCCACUCACACGCACGUCCAAGACAACCCACGCUUUGUAAGGCUUCGUUCAUUUGAACUUUUGGCAAUCUCUUUCGUUUUGAUUGUGUUCGAUUUUUGUUAAACAGAAUUUAAUUCGUCCGGUCUAUGCCCAAAUCUAGUACCCGUAUGUAACGCAGUGUUUAGUUCAUUUUGCUCACACUUUAUAUUUUCACGCAAAUACUUUGUUACUCUCUAUUCUCGUAUGCCCCGCCCACCCCACCCCCUGCAAAUUUUUAUUACAUCGUAAUUUUAGGCAGCACACUUUCAAAACACUUAUUUUAUUUUAUCGACACUUUGUGCCAUCCGAUAAAUUCUUUUAUUGAUUUGCUUGCGGCUGUUGCCUUGACGACGAUGGAUGAAUGGACUCUGUGAUCUGAUUGGUCAUAGGUAGUUAUAUACGGACGCUCAUUAAUUUAGACUAUGCUGUUCCAUUUUAGUUCAUUUUCUAUAUUAGGCACAGGUGCCAAUUUUGUCUUACGUUAUGUUCCUGUAUUCGUUACGUCAAUCAAUUGUACUAAUCAUCUUUUUUAUGCAAGUUCUUUAUAUAGCGCUUGGCAAUUUGAUUUAGAAACCAGCUAUUAUUUUUAUCUCCCAAUUUUAGCUGACACAUAUUUUGUAGAAUCACUUACAAUAAUUAUUAUCACUCAUUUAACCUCAAAUCAAUUUUUUGAUGAAACCAAUUUGUACACAUUUUUUGAUGAUUCUCUUAAUUAAAUCUUGCAA